Messenger RNA from Paramisgurnus dabryanus, 4197 nucleotides. RefSeq names its product nuclear factor, interleukin 3 regulated, member 2 (gene nfil3-2). Gene Ontology annotation, molecular function: DNA binding; DNA-binding transcription factor activity. Lineage: Eukaryota; Metazoa; Chordata; Actinopteri; Cypriniformes; Cobitidae. Gene Ontology annotation, biological process: regulation of DNA-templated transcription; circadian rhythm. Gene Ontology annotation, cellular component: nucleus. The record is from RefSeq and is a predicted model, not a curated record.
GGGCAAAUGAGAGAAAGAGGGAAACAAAACGUGACGAGGCACCCGAAGCGUCCUGUUAUGCAACUGCUGACCUACUAACAUACAUUUCUAAACAGAAGCGGCGAGCAGCAGGAUACUGUGUAGCACCUCGCCAACAAAACACAAGGAACCGGAGCAAAAGCGCACGCCUGCGCGACCCAUGCGUAAAGAUCAGCCUGUGUGGGAAUCACUUUGCCUGUAUUAUCCAAAUCACCGAGGCUAACACCAAGGGUGGACGAGAGUCAUUCAAGCCAGCGGACGCCAGAUAUUUUGGAUACGCUCACCAAAGCCACAAACGCCUUUCAUCAAACAGCCAACUGACGGCUCAAAAACCAUCAGCUUUCGUUCUCAAGAGGCUAACGGUCCGCGGCAGACGGAGUGACCUACAUCCUCCAACACCCCUGAGGCGCUGGGACACAUCUCUGUCAGCUUGGAAGAGCGAAUGAAUAAACUGAAAACAAACAAAAGGAAUCAAGAGUCUUUAAAGAUUUGUCCUACUCCAUACUUCUGGAUUUUUUGGGACACAGGUCACAGCUAAAGUGUAAAAGAAGAUUUUACUCACUAAAAAGGUGUUGAGUUUGUUAAAUGCAGAAGAUUUAUAAAGAGGUUCAUCUCUUUUUGCUAAAACUCUGAGACACUCGUCAGCUAAAUCAAUGAGGUUCAGCUUUCCAGGAACUACAAUACCUCAUAAAGUUUUCGGUGAUCCAGCUACUUAGCUGAAAAGUGAUCAAGUCCAUCGUACAUUGGGAGAUUUUAGAGGAAUUCUUGUAGACAUAUUUCCUCUUCACCCCAUCCCUGGUUUUUAUUCCUUUUUGUGGAGCCAAGAUCGCAAACUGGCUCUCGUCAAGGAACAAUGGAAAGUUUAAACCUACAAAACUCCACGAAUUCCAGUGCAAGCGAAACAUCCGAAAACCUGGACGGCUUUUCAGGCUACGACGACCUUCUCCAUUCACCUCAAUCCAACCCUCGCCAGGGCCGCCUUCUCAAACCUAAGCCGAACAUGAGCUGCCGACGCAAGCGUGAAUUCAUCUCUGACGAGAAAAAAGAUGCAUCGUACUGGGAAAAGCGACGCAAGAACAACGAGGCAGCCAAACGUUCCCGGGAGAAGCGGCGCAUUAACGACAUGGUCCUGGAGACCAGAGUCAUGGCGCUUAAUGAUGAGAAUGUGCGCCUGAAAACUGAGCUGUUACAACUUAAGCUCAGGUUUGGCCUCAUUAGCACGGCCUCCUAUGUGGAGAAGAGUCAGCAGAUCAGUGGAACCGGAAGCAACACCACAUCUUCCUCAACCCCCAAUCGAUUUUUCCCCAGUGUUUCUCAGAUGAUUAUGAACUCUGAUUCUUCUGAAACAGAGCAGUCUGUUCGAGGCGAGAGCCAUGUGAUGAUGGCAAAAUACUCCCCACGAGGUUCGCUUUCAGAUAUGUCUGAUGGCUCCUCUCGAGACAGCCCAGAGCCGCUGAGUUAUAACAUCAAGCAGGAACAGGUGGGACUUGAUAUGGACAUGGUUGAUAGCAGCAACACACAGCUCAUGUUCAACAUCCAUUCUAGGUUGCCUGCAGUACUUCACCAGCACACUUUUGAACAAAGUUAUCCCACUAACCAACAGAAACACAUUGCAAGUCCAGUCACCCCUCAGUCUGCUCAAAGGAGCGUCAUCCUGUACCGUUCAAGCAGUGCCUCCUAUCCUGUUGAAAGUCAGGAAAUGAUUCACAGGCAACAGCAGAACCUUUCCCAACCUACAGAGGGACAAAUGGGAAGUCCCCAAAGCUUAGCAGAGGUGACCAGACAAAUGGAGAGGAAGACUCUGGACUCUCCUCCUUUUGACUUUGCAGAUGAUGAAACGAUUGAAAGGCAGGCUUACAUUGUCCAGGAAGCGACCCACAGAGUUGAUGUGGCUGCCCCAGACCUUCUACUAAGACCAGAGGAUGUUGAUGAAACUCAGAAGUACCGUCAAUCUAACGGCACCCUAGAGGAUGAUGAGCCACCUGUGCUCACAUUUGAAGGAGGCUUGAGACACGAAGCCUACUAUUAUCCUCGCUCAUCCAAGGACACUUCCUCAAGCGACGGAGAUCCCCGUAGCUCUGAUAAAGAGGGCUCCACCGAUGAUGAGGAGUCUCCCUCUUCGUCUUGCUCUGAUACAGGUAGCCAUGCAUUCAUGACUCAAAGCUCCUCACCUAGCCAAUGCAAAGAUGGCCAAGCGGAAAUCAGAGGCACAGCCCUACCCCACAAACUGAGACUCAAGCACAGAGCUCAGUGCAAUGACAGGGCAACAUCUCAAGACUCGCCAACAACUCCGCCUGCUAACAUCCAGCUGUUACCUCAGCAUCCUUACUUGGCACUGUCUCAACAGAGCCAGCAGGCUCAUAGAGAAAAAGACAGACAGUCAAUUGAAGGCUUUUGCAAGCAGGCCACCUCAACAGAGGGAGCAAGGAUUGAAUGCGGAAAGAAGGAUUCCAGCACACGUAAUAGUCGUAACAAGAGACACGACUGAAGCAAAUUAGACUUUUGGGGCUUGAUGGAAAGCCCAGAGAGACGUUUCCCUUUAUCUUGCUGUCCUGCUUUGAUCCAUUGACUCUUUACCCAUUCCCUGUUUUUUGCCCAGGGAUGAGAUAUUAGCUGGACAACAGGAUAGCAUCAGGACAAAACGUUACGCACUGUAUCAUAAUGUAUAGACCAACUUUGUUUGUUUUGAAUUGUUUGCUCUCCUCCUUAAGGUUGCAGUAGGAAUUUUACAAAUUAAUUAAUUAAUUCAGAUGUUUUGAUCACACAUAAGAUGUCUUUGUCAAAGUGUAUAUUAAAUUCAACAGCAAUAGCCACACUUUGUGAGACAUGAUGGAUUUUUCUUUGUAAAUAGAUAACUGUAAGUGCCCCGUUCAUAGUUUGUGGACACUGUUACACAUCAAAAUAACCUGCAGGUGGCUUUUUAUCGUCUUUAAACAUACCAAACACCAAAAGAUUCAGGGAACGUUCCCUUGACCAAAGAUAUGUGGCUUUAAGUUCGUACUUCUUUUCGCUCCCUACCUCUCUUUGCUUUUCCAACAGUCCAGUCUAGUUCCCUCAAAAGUCAACUACUUUUCACGUUUAAGCACUUGAUUUUUAUGUAUAAAAUGUGAUUAUUAUAUUAAUAUAUUUUAGGAGGAAAACAAAAAAAGGUUACAAAAAGAAAACAGUUCAGAUAAUGAAUUUGUCCUUGUGAAAAAUACGGUAGUAUACUGUAAAGUUUUUGUCUCGAUGUGUUUGCCGUUAAAAACCCCGUAAACUAAUUUUUUACUUUUUAAAUUUGCAAGUUUUUUAAAAAAAAAACUCUGGUUUUAUAGGAAAAUUACAAAAUGCUCCAAAGCCUUUAAUGAUACAUUGGUUGGUGUUAGCUGUAUGUUAUAGUUACAAAAAAAUUGUGGCAGUUUUUGCUCACUAAAAUGUCUGGUUUAGAAACAAAGUAUUUUCCUGGUAAAUGUUUAACACUUUAAAACAACGAAAGGCUGCUUUAUGUAGGCACCCUAUUUAUUGUUUUCCUUAGACAUGCACUGAUGUAAAAACUUCUUGUUGGUUCACUUCAUAAUCAUAUAGAUGAUAAGCCAGAUUGUUUUUCUAGACUUUAUUUAAAAAUAACUGCGCUUUUCUUGAUACAUUCUCACACGUUUUCUUACAUCAGUAUAAAUGGAUAAUAAAUAAUAGCAGGCUUUACUCUUACCAAGUUGGCUUAAUCUUCUCCCCACGUACUACAUCUUAAUUUUACUUAUGUAAAUGAACCCCUUUUUAUAUUUUUCUAAAUAAGUGAGAUUAAUUUAUGGCACUUGUGUACAAAUGUAAAAUAUUUCCUCAUGGCACUGUAUUGUGUGUUCAAAUGAAAUGUUUUGGGCAAAGUGUUGUCCUUGUUUAUCACUGCGUCUUUACUUUUUCGUUUACUGCGAUUGUGUAACUGCUCAUCACAAUGUCACUAUCCCGCAGCCCUUGUGUGUGUUUUAUAUACAGUAAGUGAUGUUUGAUGUCUUUAAGGUUUUUAUCAAAAAGAAACAUGGAGAAAAAUGUGAGCAUUUGGUGUUCUUGAGUGGAUGGUGACGCUGCUGUUCUGCUGCUCUGUUUUGAUGCAUAUUGUAAAAACACUAAAUUUCAGUGGUAGGUUUGGGUGCAUUUUUUUAAAAAUUCUUAUAAAAAAUAAAAAUGAUGAUGUUGAGAUUUUCA